AUGUGGGAGUGGGUCAGAAGAGCUGUGCUGCACUCGCUGUCCACGGCCCUCCUGCGCCUCUGGAAGUGGGUACGAGCUUUUUGGUACAAAAAUGGCCUCUUGACUCUCUCGAUGCUGUCGGUUGUCACCGGAUGCCUCCUGGGGUUCCUGCUGCGGGCGCUGGAGCUGACAGACCUGGAGAAGCAGUAUUUUUCCUUUCCUGGAGAGCUCCUCAUGAGGAUGCUGAAGAUGCUGAUCCUGCCCUUGAUCACCUCCAGCCUCAUGUCUGGGCUGGCCACCAUGGACUCCAAGGCCUGCGGGAAGAUGGGGGUGAUCACCAUCACCUACUACCUUUGGACAACCUUCAUGGCAGUGACCGUGGGGAUCAUCCUCGUGGUCAGCAUCCAUCCUGGUGCAGCUGCCCAGAAGGACAACUACUCCGUGCGGAAAGUGGUGCUCAGCUCUGCCGACGCAUUACUGGAUUUGAUCAGAAACAUGUUUCCUUCUAACCUGGUUGAAGCUUCGUUCCAGCAGUACCGAACUGUUCUUGUCCCGGUGGUGAAGUCUCCUGAUUUUCCAAAGAUCCCAGGAAAACCUGUCAAUUUUAUUUACUUUGCACCUGAUGACAAAAACCCUGAAAUCCAUCGGCCUGUGUUCCUUGAGCUGACACCAUCACCCGAGAUGACCUACAGGACCCUGGCUGGGACCAGCAAUGAGAUGAAUGUCCUGGGCAUUGUCAUCUUCUCAGCAACCAUAGGACUUCUCCUGGGAAAAAUGGGUGAGCGAGGAGCCCCGCUGGUUAACGUGUGCCAGUGUCUGAACGAAGCAGUUAUGAAAAUUGUCUCGAUGGCCGUUUGGUACUUCCCCUUUGGCAUUGUAUUUCUCAUAGCUGGAAAGAUCUUGGAGAUGGAAGAUCCAUCGGUUAUUGGACAGAAGCUGGGACUGUAUGUCAUUACAGUCGUGUCAGGGCUCGCCUUCCAUGGAAUCAUCCUCUUACCUCUGCUUUUUGUGCUCAUCACCAAGAAAAACCCCUUUGCUUUUAUUCAGGGGAUACUGCAAGCCUUGCUGAUCGCCUUAGCUACAUCCUCCAGCUCAGCCACCCUGCCCAUCACCCUCAAGUGUCUCCUGGAGAACAAUGGCAUUGACAGGCGCGUGGCGCGCUUCGUGCUCCCCGUCGGGGCCACCAUCAACAUGGACGGCACCGCGCUCUACGAGGCUGUUGCUGCCAUCUUCAUCGCCCAGGUCAACGAGUAUGAACUGGAUUUGGGACAAAUUAUAACUAUAAGCAUCACGGCCUCGGCAGCCAGCAUUGGGGCCGCUGGGAUCCCACAGUCCGGGCUCGUCACCAUGGUCAUCGUGCUCACCUCCGUGGGGCUGCCCACCGAGGACAUCACCCUCAUCAUCGCCGUCGACUGGGCUCUGGACCGACUGCGAACGAUGACCAACGUCCUCGGUGACGCGCUGGCUGCUGGCAUCAUCGCUCACGUCUGCGAGAAGGACUUUGCCCCAAAGCCCCCCCCACAAAACCCAGUGAGCAACACAGACAAGUUUCCUUCUGCAGAGACCUCACACCUGCAUCCCAAAGACAAUGGGAUUGAAAUUACUCAAGAAACCCUGCUGGAUCAGACUGGAGUUCACUAUAACAUCUGCCAGGUGUAG
Molecule: messenger RNA, 1638 nt
Organism: Vidua chalybeata
Lineage: Eukaryota; Metazoa; Chordata; Aves; Passeriformes; Viduidae
Product: excitatory amino acid transporter 5-like
Exons: 11
Coding region: 1-1638 (545 amino acids)
Biological process (GO): L-glutamate transmembrane transport
Cellular component (GO): plasma membrane
Molecular function (GO): L-glutamate transmembrane transporter activity; glutamate:sodium symporter activity; neutral L-amino acid transmembrane transporter activity
Source: RefSeq, a predicted model, not a curated record